Molecule: messenger RNA, 3645 nt
Organism: Strongylocentrotus purpuratus (purple sea urchin)
Lineage: Eukaryota; Metazoa; Echinodermata; Echinoidea; Camarodonta; Strongylocentrotidae
Gene: use1
Product: vesicle transport protein USE1
Exons: 7
Coding region: 142-915 (257 amino acids)
Biological process (GO): retrograde vesicle-mediated transport, Golgi to endoplasmic reticulum
Cellular component (GO): SNARE complex; endoplasmic reticulum
Molecular function (GO): SNAP receptor activity
Source: RefSeq, a predicted model, not a curated record
AACCUAAUUUGAAUCACAAGAAGUUGGUCGAUAAUUUCAAUCUUUAAGUGUUCACAGAAUGUAAACUUGACACUUCGCUGUCCACGUCAUCCAUUGAUUGAUUUAUUAUCUCACCCAUAAUUGUUCAUUUUGAUAUCAAAGAUGCCAGCUUCUCGUGAAGAAGUAAAUUUUCAACGCCUUCUAGUAAGGUGUGAAGAGAUGGCUGCGGAAAACAGAUCAGGAGAUUGGCGUCUGGAAAAGUAUGUUUGUGCAUUGCAAGAUAAGCUGGCAGACUUGAAGAAAUCUCAAGUGAAACCAGCUGCAGAACUAAUGCAGAAUUACAACAAGAAGGUGGACUUUUUGAAAGAAGUCAUCCAAAUGGAAAAGCUGCCAUCGGCCAGUGAGAAAGCAAUGAAAACCCAGCUGCUAGCUCCAGCUAAGGCAUCUGGCAUCCAACAUCCCAACUCUCCCUCCGUAAAGAGAUCCAAGGACCUUCAUCAACAGCUCUCAGCCAGAUAUGCCAAUGAGAUGAGGAAAGAGCUGCUCGGAGAUAAUGACAGUUUUUCAAGUCCAAAUGGUGUAAGACAAAGAAGGGGAGAUGGAGGAAGUAAUGAUGCCGCAGAAGACCUGGAUGAAGUCCUUAAACACCAUCACAACAUCCAAGAGAAGCUUGCAGAGGAGAUGCUCUCACUGACGAGAAACCUCAAACACAACUCCAUGGUUGCUGGUAGCAUUGUAAAAGAGGAUAACAGAAGGUUGGAGGAGUCGAACAGGAUGGCAUCCUCCAACUACGCCAAGUUGAAGACGGAGAGCGAGAGACUAGAGGUCCACGCCAACAAGACCUGUAACUGGUGGGUCUGGGGUCCAGUCAUCUGCGUCACCAUCAUCUUCCUUUGGAUGAUCUUCUUAAUACGACUCUUCCCUUCGAAGGCUUGAACCGAGCUGAAGGAUCUGGCUCUAGAGGACUCUUAACUCUUUGCUUGCAUUGGUCAAGUAGUGGAACAGCUAGUGGAGCGCCACCGUCAACGUUGGCCACUCAUACAAUUUGUAUGGUUAUGGUAUGUGGACUCCAAACUACUUUCCUGUCUAGGGUUUCUAUCUACAAGGAAUAAGAUGCUUGUUCAGAGCUUAAUCCUAAAAUCAGAGGGCUUUAAUCCCUUGCUUGCAUUGGUCAACUAAUGAAACAACCAGUGGACUGCCACAGUCAACAUUUUUGUCACUUGUACAAGGUGUAUGGAAGGUGUACUCAAAAUGUUGUUGCGUAGGGUUUCAAUCCAACAAAUGAAAAGUUAAUUUUGGCACUAGUUCUUCUGCUGAGAAGUCAAUGACUGUACUGGUUUUGGAGAGCUCCUGUGAUUGGACAGUUGGACACCGGAUAUACAAGAAUCUACCGUAAUGGAAGUACACUCAAGUUUAUGAGCUGGUCCUGAACAUUAAUCAUGUGUGUCGUGAAUGUGGAUGAUAUUGACCGUAAUGCUCGAGAGAAGACAUAAGACCAGGGUAGCGUUUCAUGAGACAGUCCUAAGAACAAGUUCGCCGACAACUCAUUGAAAUGCAUGUAUUAAAUUUAACACGUGUUACAAUGGGAUGCCGGUGAACUUGUACCUAGGACGGUUUCAUGAAAUAAUGCCCUGGCCUGAUGUAUUAUCAAUUUGAAUCUAGCCAAUUUGGCAAAUCACUGACAUGGGUUGUAAGGCCUGUAAGUUACCAUCUUUUUACUCAUUGAAAAAAUUUCAUGCUGGAGCUUAAUUUAUGUGGGUUGUCUGAUAAUGGAAGGAAGGGAUGGAGAUUGGUGUUACUGUUAGUUUAUGGCUACACCAUUCAGGACCAUUCUACACAACAAGCCAAAGGAAUUCUACCCUAGUCUCUCACUCCAGCCAUUAAACAGGUUCUGUAACUUAACCUUGAUGUUGAAGUAUGGUUGAGUUGGUUGAAUUGUAAAAGCAUGGCGAUAUAUUUUUGCCAAAAAACAGGGUUUGUUUUAUUAUGUGGUAUCCGAAAUUCAAAAGAUUUAAACAUUUAAUAUUGUGGGAAUGACAGUAAAGUUAGGGGAGAUAAAUCAUAUUCAUUUCAAUAUUCAAUGAUGAUUACACUUAAAGCAAGUAAUUAAAAUACAAAAUGAAUUGGGGGAGAAGGUAAUGUAAUAUGAUGGUCUCUUGCAGAAGGAUAGAGUGUUCAAUUAACAUCUGAAUUAUUCAUACCCCUUGUAAAUUUGAUGUUUGGGGGCCUUUUUUUGUAACUCUAGAAUGAAAGGUGGAUUGGUUAAUUAAGAAAGCAUUUGCUGAAUACUUGUAGAUGUCAGCUUUAAUGUGUCACAUUCUCAAGAAACAGAUCGGGACUAACCAAUUUUUAUUCACAUAAUUGAAAAUUACAAAAUUUGAUGAGAGUAAUGGGGUAUGAAUACUUUAGUUGUAAACUAUUACUCUUAUCAAAGUGGCAUCUUCUGUUGUAGAGAUUAAGAAUGAUUAGUAUUCAGGACAUCUCUGUGUCUUCUACUGCCUUACAAGUAACUAUUAAUAAUACUUAUUCACUAGAUCAAUUUUAUAGUGCUGAUGAAUGUCAGUCUGAUCUUCUUCAUGUGGACAACAUUAAGUGCAAUUUGUCUUUAUUUUAGGUGGGUUCAGUUGCCUAAAGUGAAAUUUGGUGCUAAAAGAAUCCAAACGGUAUCUGUGGUGAUUGUAAUCAAAUUUAUCCCCAAUUCUAAAGGUCUAAAUAACUGUCAGUCUACCAAAGCAAUAUUUUUGUUCUGGUAUGCCUUUCCUAUGUUUUUGAUGAUUUACCUCAGUUUUUCAUACAUACAGGUCUAAAUUUUGUGUUGCAGACGAGGGGGGUGUUUCACAAAGACUAAGAUCGACUUUAAGUUGAACUUAACUAUGGCAGGCCAUUCAUACCAGUGGUUGCUCUCACGAUUGGUCUUUCAAUUAUGAUCUUUAAAACAUUUUUUCCUUCAAGAAUGAAUUAUCAAAAAAUGUGAAUUCUUUAGAUUUGUGACCAUGAUUUGUACAUCUUUUGAGAGACCAAUACCAGUAAAUGGUGACAGAAAAUUGUGGCAUUAAUGGCCUGCCAUAGUUAAGUCCAACUUAAAGUCGAUCUUAUUUUUUGUGAAACACCCCCCUAGGCAACAUCAACUCUGACCCAUUUUAAAUUGCUCAACAGUCUGCCUGAUUAUCCUGGGAACUCAACACGUAAUUUUGUUAGUCCUGUAUUGAAAUUGAUUUCUUGCCAUGACAUUAGUAUUAUCAAUUUGACCCCUAGAUAAUUGAGACAAACUUUUUGUGAGGAAGUGUUGACUUUUUUAAAUUUUGACUUAUUUUUAUUAAAGUAUUAUAAUUUGUCUUCCCCUGUUAGCAUUGGAUCAUUGUAAUUUGAUACAAUUACAAGAAACCUUCUGUAUACAACCGGAUAUACACAUUUGCUUCAAGACCAAUUAAUCAAUCUAUUUGUUUGACUGAUUCAUUUACAAAAAAAUUUCAUUUUCUUUACAAUUUUAAUAGAUGAGGAAAUUCUAAUUGUCAACCUUGACAAAUGCAUGUUAACAAGACAUCACAAAAUUGCGAUGGGAUUGACUAAAUGAAAAUGAAAUAUAAAUGAGUGCAUGUUGGUACUGUGACUGUUGUACUGUAUAUUUAUGUGAAUAAAGAGUAUAUUUAAAUCAUGAAUCUGAAA